Molecule: messenger RNA, 2502 nt
Organism: Besnoitia besnoiti
Lineage: Eukaryota; Apicomplexa; Conoidasida; Eucoccidiorida; Sarcocystidae
Product: zinc finger, C3HC4 type (RING finger) domain-containing protein
Exons: 7
Coding region: 1-2502 (833 amino acids)
Source: RefSeq, a predicted model, not a curated record
AUGUUUCGUUCUUUUGAAAGGAGAUCUUCGCGCUUCGUGAUGAAGUAUCGCAACUGGUACCUUUCGAUGAACGGUUGCAGUUUUCGUUGCGGCGGCACUAGUAUUCUUGAAUGGGCGAGGACUGAGGCCGAUGCACCUGCCGGUUUCGAACGGCAGCGGGGGGGGCGGGCAGGCGGCCUCCCCCUUUGGUCGCGGAGGAGGGAAUUCCGGAAGAGACACGGCUGCCGCAGGGGGGGGGGAGCUCGUGUUUGGCCGCUGAGGCGAACGGGCGAAACUCGCCCCGAACCUCCGGGGCGAGAAGAGCGUUCCUCUUCCGCUUGUAUGGCCUUAGCCGCUAGUGUCCUCUUGAUCCUGUUUCUCUUUAAUUUAGACUCAAUCCUUGAUAGUUUUGGUCCAUCUAGCCCGCGUUCCAAGGCGGCACAGCAGCACGGAGGGGAUAGCGCCUCGGGGCUGAACUCCAAUCCGCCCCCCACGUACUAUCCGGCGAACAAAAGGGAGCAAGCCCCGCUCCUAGUUGGCAUGGAUCGCACCCGGCGGUACAGCCUGCAGUUCAAUUCUGAAUUUUUCUUCUUUGUCUUUGAUCCUUUUGAAAUGAAGGGAGCAACUCCUUCCGAUCUCACAACUAUGCAGCUUGGCAGGCUGAGCUCUCAACUGCCCGGCAGCGGUUUGUCAACGGUUUUUCCCUUUUCGUCGCGGUCGCUUUCUCUCUUGACCUCCGGCGCAGCGACACUCUAUCUGUAUACGACACGAACGAUCUUCCAUUCCGUCCGCAUGGCUUUGCUUCGUAUACAUUUGAAUGUGAGCUCAUCGUUUUCUUCCUCAUCCGGUCGGGCGUUUCCCUUCGGCUUGUUCGACGCUGUGUCCGGUCUUUUCGUUGAUCGGGACAUGUACCUCAGAGGAGUGGAUCUGAGAGACAUUCCGAAAACAAACUUCCAAGGAUCGUCUCUUGCCUCGAAGCUACCAGUUGCCAAAGGCCUUUCCCUACCCUCUGGGUCAGCCGACACGACGUGGUGCACGUAUACAGCGUCGCUGCAGCUCAAUUUUGAGCCGGGGCUGGGGAAAUCGGCGCGGGAGGUGGAUGAGGCUUCGGUGGCGGAGCUGUCUCAGCGGGCGGCACAAAACAGCGACGCGGGGGCCAGUCUCGCUACGGGCUUUUCCGGACACUGGCGUCGUCUCUACGCCCCAGGGAAUUCCGCAGUAGCAGAGUCUGCGACUGCUGCCUCAAGGGCUUCACCAUCCCACCCCGCGGAUCAACGCUCGGAAGCUCCCGCAAGCUCGGACGUCGUUGCAUCAUCCGCGGCUAGCGGGCGGCGUUUGCCUGGAGAGCCUUCCUCUGAGUUUCGCUCUGCCCAGAAAGACAAGCCACCCGCGGAUGUGACAGAGCCGGAGAUCUCCUUGACGGGGGAAGACGCUGCGGGUGGUGAAUCGGCUCGUGGCGGGAGUGAGAUCCAGGGAGAUCUCGUCGGCGAGUUGGUCUCGUCCGACUGCGGCUUCUACGUCUUUUUCCGAGCGUGGGAAGUCGACUAUGUCGCGUUGGCGAGCCACAUCACGUCGCUAACUCUCAUUUUCAAUGUCAAAACCCUGGUGGAAAUGCGGCUCUUUUGGAAGCAGAUGCAGUACACAGAAGGCAUUGGCGGUAUCGGGAGUGCCUCGUCCCAGGCGCUGCUCCAGCGGGUCUCCAUCCUCGGGCUUGCGUGGCAAGCGGCACUUGACGUCUUCGAGGUCGUCGCCGUUUUCCGCGUAGCGAUGCACCUUCAACUGAUGGUAGCAUAUUUCUGCAUUCUUAUCAUGUUCAAGUCUGUUCUGUUCGGGGCCUUGGAGGUGCGCUAUCUCCUCAUGGUCUGGAACGCUCGGCACCAGGGCAAUCCGCAGGAGCUAGACAGCAUGGGGCGCGCACUGACGCAUUUUUAUCGGAAUUUCUACGGCUCCCUGGCCUUUCUCGUGCUCUUCCUCUACUAUAUCUUCCCUGCCUUUCCGCCGAUCUGCGUCGUCCUCUAUUUCGUUUGGUUGCCGCAAAUUGCCUGGGACGUGUGGAAGGGUCAGAGGAAUUCCAUGGAUCUGCAGUUCAUAGUAGGCCUGUCUAUCUGCCGCCUUGUAUUCCCUGCUUACCUCUUCGGCUGCCCUGCCAGCCUCUUUCGGGACGCGUUUCUUGGCGUCCAACUCCCCAACUACCCGGUUCUCGUCCUCAUUGCCGUGAUUUUGGCUCUCCAGGUUUUCCUCAUGCUGGCGCAACGGCGAUUUGGAUCUCGAUUCUUCGUUCCCCUGGAUCGUCUUCCGCACGUGUACAACUACCAUCGGCCUUUGCCAUCUUCUUUAGCGAACGACACGGAAGGUGGUUUGCCGGAAUGCGCGAUCUGCAUGAACACAAUUAACCUAAAGGGCAGGUGUCUUGCCUCCUUUUCCGUGAGCGGAUUGAAGAAGCUCCGAGGAGGCUCGGAAGCGGUGCUGGUGGAGAGCAUGGGGGUCGGUGUCUGUUCUGCCGAGCCAUGGGGUGUUCUCUGA